This is a messenger RNA of Erigeron canadensis, 3454 nucleotides long. Its product is annotated as phototropin-1. The coding region runs from base 209 to 3301 and encodes 1030 amino acids. The record is from RefSeq and is a predicted model, not a curated record. Gene Ontology annotation, molecular function: protein serine/threonine kinase activity; ATP binding. Gene Ontology annotation, cellular component: nucleus; cytoplasm; plasma membrane. Lineage: Eukaryota; Viridiplantae; Streptophyta; Magnoliopsida; Asterales; Asteraceae. Gene Ontology annotation, biological process: protein phosphorylation. The transcript is spliced from 22 exons.
GUAUUUUGUUCUUCAAUUCUUUAUACUGUUCAUUCACACCACUAACCACUUAUAUAUCUUCCUUAUCUCAUCUUUCUUUUCUCUAAAGUUUGUAUUACAUAUUCUUUAUUUCCUUUUACUUUCCUAUUCCAUUUAAGUAUAUGUAGUUAUAUAUAGAUAUAGAUGUGAUAUAUAAUAUUUUGCAUGUUGAUCAAAUAGAUAAAAGAAAAUGGAGCAAAAAGAACAUGCACAAAACAAGCCAACACCAUUAUUCCAACUAGCUCAAAGAGACGUUCGUGGCUCACUUGAAGUAUUCAACCCAUCAUCACAUGAAACUACUGCACCGUUUCGGUCACAACCCGCAUGGCGAUCAUGGGCGGAGUCGCCACAAAACAACCCAGAACCACCACCACCGUCGCCGCCACCACCAUCGGCAGAUAUAAUUAUUAAUGAUCAUAAUGUGGGCCUAACAGCUUCUCAUUCAGGCAGAUUGCCAGCUGAUGAGAUAAAUAAGUCAUGGAUGGCCCUUAAAGAUCCUUAUCCGCCCCAGCUGCCGUCCUUUGCUGCUGCGGCACCACAGUCACCAGGGGGUGUAAUGGGUGCCGCAGAACAAAGGGCGGCUGAAUGGGGUCUGGUUUUACAAAAAGAUACUGAGACCGGUAAGCCUCAAGGAGUGAAAGUAAGAACUUCUGGUGAGGAUUCGAAUGCUAAACCGGGUUCGAAUAGGAGGGAUUCGGGUAAUUCGGUUCAGAGCUCUAGUGAUAUAUCAGAUGAUGGAUUAGGUAAAGAAAGAGGAUUCCCAAGGGUAUCGGAGGAUUUGAAGGAUGCGUUAUCGACAUUUCAACAAACAUUUGUGGUCUCUGAUGCCACAAAACCCGACUAUCCCAUUUUAUAUGCAAGUGCCGGAUUCUUCAAAAUGACUGGUUAUACUUCUAAAGAAGUUAUCGGCCGAAACUGCCGGUUCUUACAGGGUGCAGACACGGACCCGGAAGAUGUGGCUAAAAUCAGGGAUGCGCUGUCAAAGGGUACGACAUACUGCGGCAGACUACUCAACUACAAGAAAGAUGGGUCCCCUUUUUGGAACCUUCUCACCGUUUCACCCAUCAAGGAUGAAUCUGGCAAGACCCUCAAAUUCAUCGGAAUGCAAGUGGAGGUGUCCAAGCAUACAGAAGGGACGAAAGAGAAAACACUACGCCCAAACGGGUUGCCUGAAUCAUUAAUUCGAUAUGAUGCAAGGCAAAAAGAUAUGGCAACGAGUUCAGUGACCGAGUUGGUGGAGGCAGUGAAACGACCAAGAUCAGUAAGUGAGUCAACCAAUCGUCACCCAUUUGCGAUGGAUUCAAGAAACAAAACCAACCAAGAGAAAAAUGACGUGUUAAGUUUUGGUCGGAGAAAAUCUGCUGAGACUAUGUUUCCUCCACCGCCACCUCCUCAUCGCCGGAAUUCACAUGCUGGAGUCAGAACAAUCACCACCAUGCAGUCAAUCCAUGAAGUACCAGAAAAGAAGCAGAAAAAAUCAAAGCGGAUUUCUUUCAUGGGGAUUAAGAAGAAAAACCGUAAAAGUAGUGAUGAGUUUGAUGAUGGAUUCGACGGGGACAUUAAUAUUCAAGAUACUGAUGGUGAGGGUGAUGAUGAUGAUGAUGCUUUUGAGCCUCAAAGGGACGAUUCAAGGCCUGAAAGUUUAGACGACAAAGUACGAAAGAAGGAAAUGAGAAAGGGUAUUGAUUUAGCGACAACACUUGAACGUAUAGAGAAAAACUUUGUCAUUACAGAUCCAAGACUUCCCGAUAAUCCCAUUAUUUUCGCAUCAGAUAGCUUCUUAGAGUUAACUGAGUAUAGUCGUGAAGAGAUUCUGGGAAGAAAUUGCAGGUUUCUUCAAGGGCCUGAAACUGAUCCAUCAACUGUCAAGAAAAUAAGAGAAGCAAUUGAUAACCAAAGAGAGGUUACUGUACAACUCAUCAAUUAUACGAAAACUGGCAAAAAAUUCUGGAACCUGUUUCAUCUUCAGCCUAUGCGUGAUCAAAAGGGAGAAGUACAAUACUUCAUAGGAGUGCAAUUAGACGGAAGUCAGCAUGUUGAGCCACUUCACAAUUGUAUCCCUGAAACUACUGCUAAAGAUGGCGCACUUCUGGUGAAAGAAACUGCAGAAAAUGUUGAUGUAGCAGUACGAGAACUUCCAGAUGCUAAUAUGACCCCAGAAGAUCUAUGGGCAAAACAUUCGAAUACAGUUCACCCGAAGCCUCAUAGAAAGGAUACAUCAGCUUGGAAAGCUAUUUUAAAGGUUAUGGAGAGUGGAGAAAAGCUAGGACUGAAGCAUUUUAAGCCGAUAAAGCCUCUAGGAUCUGGUGAUACGGGUAGUGUUCAUUUGGUUGAGUUAUGUGGAACUAGUGAACUUUUUGCUAUGAAAGCAAUGGAUAAAGGUGUCAUGAUCAACCGUAACAAAGUGCAUAGAGCUUGCGCAGAAAGAGAUAUCUUAGACGUCUUAGACCAUCCUUUUCUUCCAGCAUUAUAUGCAUCAUUUCAGACUCCAACUCAUGUUUGUUUGAUCACUGACUACUGUCCUGGCGGGGAACUUUUUAUGCUUUUAGAUAGACAACCGAUGAAGGUCUUGAAGGAAGAUGCCGUCAGAUUCUAUGCUGCAGAGGUGCUUGUGGCGUUAGAAUACCUUCAUUGUCAAGGUAUUAUAUACAGAGAUCUGAAGCCAGAAAAUGUAUUGAUACAAAGCACCGGACAUGUAGCUUUGACAGAUUUUGACCUUUCUUGCUUGACAUCUUGCAAGCCUCAGCUUUUGAUUCCAGAAAUAAGUGAAAAGAAGAAGAAGAAGCAUCAUAAAGGUCAUCAGAAUCCCAUUUUCAUGGCUGAGCCAGUGCGGGCUUCCAAUUCUUUUGUUGGAACAGAAGAGUAUAUAGCUCCGGAGAUUAUAAGUGGAGCCGGGCAUUCUAGCGCAGUGGAUUGGUGGGCGCUUGGUAUUCUUCUAUAUGAAAUGUUUUACGGGUACACACCAUUUAGAGGAAAGACGAGGCAAAGAACAUUUGCCAAUGUUCUUCAUAAAGAUCUCAAGUUUCCUGGUAGCAUAGCGGUAAGCCUUCCAGCCAAGCAGUUGAUUUAUAGAUUGUUGCAUAGAGAUCCAAAGAACCGGUUGGGUUCACACGAAGGUGCAAGUGAGGUGAAACGACACCCAUUCUUUCGUGGUAUCAACUGGGCUUUAAUUCGAUGUCAGAAUCCUCCUAAGCUGGAGACUCCAGUAUUUGGAGCAAAUGCAGAUCAAAACAUCAAAGAGGUUGACCCUGGACUUAAAGAUUUGGAGAAUAAUGUUUUCUAAAAGUUGUGGAAACAUUUUGCCAUUUUGUGUGUGUUUUUUUGUUAAUUUAGUUUAUGAUUUUCAGUCAAAGGGUGUAAAAAAGGGAUUUCAAGUACUUUUUGUUAUGGAAUUAUAGCUUAAAGAAAUAAAUGAUAAUUAACAUUAUUUGUGUUA